Molecule: messenger RNA, 1087 nt
Organism: Carya illinoinensis
Lineage: Eukaryota; Viridiplantae; Streptophyta; Magnoliopsida; Fagales; Juglandaceae
Product: agamous-like MADS-box protein AGL12
Exons: 7
Coding region: 147-773 (208 amino acids)
Biological process (GO): positive regulation of transcription by RNA polymerase II
Cellular component (GO): nucleus
Molecular function (GO): protein dimerization activity; RNA polymerase II cis-regulatory region sequence-specific DNA binding; DNA-binding transcription factor activity, RNA polymerase II-specific
Source: RefSeq, a predicted model, not a curated record
AAUAGUUGGAAAACUUUUGAGAGAAUUAGGAGAAGCAACAACCUCGAAGCUAGUUCAAACUAGUGGUAGGUUGUCUGCAGAAAAGAAGACAGGAAAAAGAAAGAAAAAAAAGGAGCUGCUGCUACCAUAAUCAAAAGAAGAAAUCAAUGGCUCGUGGAAAGGUUCAGCUGAAGCGGAUCGAGAAUCCAGUGCACAGGCAGGUUACCUUCUGCAAGCGCCGAGCAGGACUUCUUAAGAAGGCCAAGGAGCUUUCUGUCCUGUGUGAUGCUGAAAUUGGAGUUAUCAUUUUCUCCUCCCAUGGAAAGCUCUAUGAGCUAGCCACCAAAGGAACCAUGCAAGGGCUAACUGAGAGGUACAUGAAGUCUACCAGAGAGGUUCAGCCUGAACCAGCCAUUCAUGAAGCGCAACCCGGCCUGGAUGCAAAAGAGGAAAUUAACAUGCUGAAACAAGAGAUCGACAUACUUCAAAAAGGUCUCAGGUAUAUGUUUGGAGGUGGAGCUGGGACAAUGACGUUGGAUGAAUUAGAUGUGCUUGAAAAGCAUCUUGAAGUUUGGAUUUGUAACAUACGGUCAACAAAGAUGAACAUUAUGUUUCAAGAAAUUCAACUUUUGAGGAAUAAGGAAGGAAUGCUGAAAGCUGUGAAUCAGUUUCUUCAAGAUAAGAUAGAUCAAGAUCAUCAUCAGAACAGUACUACAGCAAUAGCUGACUUUGCACCAAUUACCACUAAUUUUCCAUACCCACUAACCAUACAGAAUGAGAUAUUGAAAUUCUAGGAUUAUUGUCAUCAUGAUCAUGUCGAUCGUGAUCUAAGAAUAAGUGUUUACUAGUGUUUUUAAUUAAUUAAGGUCACGUACUGUUCUGUUCUCAUAUAAGCCAAUACUGUAGCUUAUCAUGUAUAGUAUAAAUUAAGUUAUUUCCGAUGGACAGACGACGUACGUUGUUGUCUGAUCAUGGAUCGGGAUGGGUUGCUAUCCUAGCUAGUAGCUCAUGUACUAGUACUCUUAGUACCUUAGCAGCUUGGUUUGUAAGUAUAAUGUUGACGUAUUGUGGUCUCGUUUGCUAUCAAUAAUUCAAUAAUGCUUGUAUA